This is a messenger RNA of Equus quagga, 2873 nucleotides long. It is a transcript of the gene SH2D4A, whose product is annotated as SH2 domain containing 4A. Bases 453 to 1847 code for a protein of 464 amino acids. Lineage: Eukaryota; Metazoa; Chordata; Mammalia; Perissodactyla; Equidae. Gene Ontology annotation, cellular component: cytoplasm. The transcript has 12 exons. The record is from RefSeq and is a predicted model, not a curated record. Gene Ontology annotation, molecular function: phosphatase binding.
GCCCGACGCCGGCCGCGACUGUGUCCAGCCGGCCCGGCCGCCCGCGGCCGCCUCCGCCGCCCGGGGGCUGUGCGCGGCUUGGUCGCCGUCGCGGGCCGGACACAGAGCCUGGAGUCCCAUCACCUCCUGAAACACUGACUUGAUUGCCUGUUUGAUGACAACAACUUGGAUACAAUUAUUUUUAAGUGAAUAAAUAAGUGGAAGGCAUAUGUGGGCAUCGUGUUGGCACAUGAGUAGAAUUUUCUAGGUUCACGAAUGGCAUUUUGAACUGGAUGUUUGGUGCCAGGAACCAAGAGCCAGUUUGCUGAAUUUCUGUCGCUGUCACUCGGGAUUGCUGAGAGUUUCGGGGAAGGUCUGUGGGUGUGUCCAGGUGCCGGCCCGGCUGGCGGCACAACUGGAAGCCAUUUUCAAGAACUUCUGCCACAGGUGUAAAAGACUCCAGCCCUGCGAAGAUGCUGAAACAGAUCCUGUCGGAGAUGUACAUAGAUCCUGAUCUGCUGGCAGAGCUCAGCGAAGAACAGAAACAGAUCCUGUUCUUCAAGAUGCGGGAGGAACAGAUCCGCCGGUGGAAAGAAAGAGAAGCAGCAAUGGAAAACAAGGAGUCCUUGCCAGUGAAAUCCAGACCGAAGAAAGAGAAUGGCAAAUCUGUUCACUGGAAACUGGGAGCUGAUAAGGAAGUCUGGGUCUGGGUGAUGGGUGAACACUAUUUGGAUAAACCCUACGACAUGCUCUGUAAUGAAAUUAUUGCUGAGCGGGCCCGGCGGAAAGCAGAGCAGGAAGCAGAGGAGUUCAGAAAAACUCAGUCCAAAGAAUUCACCAAUAGCUUGAAAACAAAAUCACAGCACUGUGACCUGCCAGCACCAGAUGACGGGGAGACUGAGAGUGUCCAUGGGCAGGCGGCAGGCCCUGGGCCAGCACCACCCCGCCAAGAAGAGGAGAUCUCGUCACCCUCCAGUUCCUCAAGAAAUAUUCAACAGAUGUUGGCAGAUUCUAUCAAUCGUAUGAAGGCAUAUGGAUUUCACCAGAAGAAAGAAUCUACAAAGAAAACAGAGGAUGAAGAAAUAAAACAAAUAGAUGAAGAGAGAACCAAGGAGAUUUAUAAGAACUGGAAAGAAGACUCAGAGUGGCAGGCAUCUUUGCGAAAAUCCAAAGCAGCAGAUGAGAAGAGACGCUCCUUGGCUAAACAAGCUCGGGAAGACUACAAGAGGUUAUCCCUAGGGGCCCAAAGAGGAAGAGGCAGCGAGGGACUGCAGAGGCCCCCAGGUGCUCCACAGAAACCCAGGAGACCCCCUCUUCCACCCAAGCCUCAGUUCCUAAGCCCAGCGGGAUACCCUCAGAAUCCUCUUAGAAACCAGGGAGUGAUGAGGACAGCAUCCAGCUCUGCCCAGGAGGACAUCAUCCGAUGGUUUAGAGAAGAGCAGCUCCCACUGCGAGCAGGCUACCAGAAGACGGCAGACACCAUAGCUCCCUGGUUCCAUGGUAUUCUCACACUGAAGAGAGCAAAUGAACUUCUGAGCCCGUGUGUGCCAGGCAGCUUCCUGAUCCGAGUCAGCGAGAGGAUCAGAGGCUACGCCCUGUCCUAUCGGGGUCAGGACGGCUGUAAGCACUUCCUCAUCGACGCCUCCACGGACUCCUACAGCUUCCUGGGCGUGGACCAGCUGCAGCAUGGUACCCUGGCCGAGCUGGUGGAGUACCACAAGAUACUCAGGGACCCCGCUGGGGCAGAGAAUAUAGGAGACGCUAAAAAAUCCGUGCACACACUGAUCACAUCUGAGAACACUCUUAAGUUAGAACUCGAGCCCGGGACGGAAAGAGAGCACGUGGCAGUUUCUGGGAGGAACCCAUAACUUCCCUGGGGAAAGAGCUCCUUCUGUACCCCUGUGGGCAGCAGGACCAGCCGCCCGACUACCUGGAGCUCUUUAAGUGACAGCGCCCAUCAUGUCACCCUGCACCCCACUGCGGGCUUUCCUCUGGAGAAACACUGCUGAGUGGACAUUUGUGUGUGAAGCCAAAAUCACCCUGCAGCGGAGCUGAUGCUGAUCAAGUGAGGCAUCCUGGGAGGCCUGUGGCAGUCUCUCUUCUGCACCAACGCCAGAGCUUAAAGUUAAGAGAAACGACCUCUGCAUCCUGUGCUCUCCACAAGGAAAGGGAGAAGGGUCCCAAUUGCAGCAACUAACAGCAUGAAGGCUGCAACCUUAAUAGUGUAGAUAAGAUAAAAUGAACGAGGAAGAAAUGGAGACCUUUUAGGAAUUAAGGUGUGCUUCAAAAACCAGUGGCUCACGUGAACUAUUUCCUGACCUCUACACUCCCUCUCUGCGCCACCUCAAAAGGUCUCAGGGUCCUGUUUAUGUGACGUCCCAUGUGGGCUGUGGGAAGCUGGCAGAAAGGCCUUUACUAGCGGCUGGGAUGACCCUCCAAACACACUUGAUUUACUGUGCAUGCUGGAGCCAAGAUGUAAGAGACAUAGAAAGACACAAGUUGGGAAUGUAAAUUGAAUGAGGGGUUUUAAAAUGCAGGAUGAGAGGCUUAGCAUGUACAGACAUAGUAGGCCUGUAGGAGAGUGAGCAGACAUCUGCAAGCAUGUGUCCUCGUCCUGGAGGCCCGGGGCAGCACUGCCUGCCUGCUGUGGCUCUCCCCAAGAGCGCCCCAAGAGGAUGGAGUGUGCAUCUUAGUGGUCACAGAGAACAGAUUAGUGAGCUGUUUGUAUUCUAUUUGUCAUGGGUUGAAUUGUGUUCCCAAAAAAUAUGUUGAGGGGGCCAGCACGGUGGCGUAGUGGUUAACUUCACGCACUCCGCUUUGGUGCUUGGUGGCCCAGGGUUUGCAGGUUUGGAUCCCGGGUGUGGAUCUAGCACCACUCAUCAAGCCACAUUAUG